AUGUCCAGGGCAACGAGUUUUCGCCUGGAUUCCACGAAUGAGUAUGGCGAGGAAGAUCACUUGCAGCAUUCUGCCGCGGGGGAGAAUCGGCGGCUAUCGCGGCACAAAAUUACCAUUAGUCAUGGCAACGCCAAGUUUUUAAAGUAUCAGCUGCAGGAAUCCCACAUGUUCAAGGUUGUUAUAGACGGUGAUGACGGUGGAGUGGACAUGCGCAAAGUUCACGAGCGCAUUGAGGCUGCGCUGCGUAUGCGACCCCGCUACAAGAAGGUGAAUGGGCGAAUCCAGAUGCCUCCGUUACCGUCUCGUGUUCGGAUAUCCCAAGAAAACGGUGUCUACAAACUGUCCGAUCAUGAUGUUUCGCCCAUGUACUCGUUGCAAUCGUGGUCCACCUUUGCGUCUGAUGUGCAGCAUCUACGACUAACUGUUGGGAACACCACCUGCAUUAAGGCAUGUUCGCAUCGGCUCAACAUUAUGCAGGAACGUUCCAGAAUGUUCUUUCUUCUUAAUGCCGACAUUGAGGAGAAGCACAAUUUCCGCAAGGCCGGGGGUGUUUUCUCCAAAGCCACCAAAGUGGACAAUU
Trypanosoma cruzi is the source of this 580-nucleotide messenger RNA. RefSeq names its product AMP deaminase, putative. The record is from RefSeq and is a predicted model, not a curated record. NCBI's taxonomy places the organism in Eukaryota, Euglenozoa, Kinetoplastea, Trypanosomatida, Trypanosomatidae. The annotation marks the transcript as partial. The transcript has a single exon.